Messenger RNA from Nerophis lumbriciformis (worm pipefish), 1137 nucleotides. The record is from RefSeq and is a predicted model, not a curated record. NCBI's taxonomy places the organism in Eukaryota, Metazoa, Chordata, Actinopteri, Syngnathiformes, Syngnathidae.
AUGAGAGAUGUUACCGGGUACCUCAAACAGCAGCAGAGCAACAGCUCGACGCCGGAGAUGGCAACUGAGUGGCACAAACUGGAGGAUUUGCACAACAAAAGGUUGUGGCAUCAAUUGACACUGAGACUGACCGAUUUCGUCAAAGACCCUUGUUUCAAAAACGGAGAUGGGCUAAUACAGUUAUAUGAAAAUUUCCUCAGUGACUUCGAACACAGAAUCAAUCCAUUGUCCCUUGUGGAGAUCAUUCUCUAUGUUGCCAGACAGAUGACAGAUCCCAAAGACGCAAUCACUUUUCUUGAGAAGACCAAGGAAAAAGUGAAAAGCAGUGAUGAAGCGGUCAUUCUCUGCAAAACGUCCAUUGGCAGUCUCAAGCUUGAAAUCAACGAUCUUCCAGCAACAAAGAAACUAAUCGAGGAGGUUGAGGAAAUGUUGAAUAAUUUGCCAGGUGUCACAUCAGUGCACGGCAGGUUUUACGAUCUCUCAAGCAAAUAUUAUCGCAUCAUUGGGAACCACGCCUCAUAUUACAAGGAUGCCUUGAGAUACCUCGGUUGUGUGGACAUCAAAGACCUUCCAGAGACGGAGAAGCAGGAAAGAGCCUUCACUUUGGGAUUGGCUGGUCUGUUAGGAGAAGGUGUUUACAACUUUGGCGAACUGCUGAUGCACCCUGUGCUGGAGUCCCUGAGGAACACAGACAAACAGUGGCUCAUUGACACGCUGUAUGCAUUCAAUGGAGGCAAUGUAGAAAAGUUCCAGGAAUUCAAGUCUGCAUGGGGCCAACAGCCUGACCUUGCAGCACAUGAAGCCAAACUGAUGCAGAAAAUCCAACUCCUCUGUGUGAUGGAGAUGACUUUCACGCGUCCGGCAAACAACCGGCAGCUGACCUUCACUGAAAUUGCUCAGAGUGCCAAAAUUCCUGUUAAUGAGGUGGAACUUCUUGUCAUGAAGGCUCUGUCCGUUGGACUCAUUAAAGGCAACAUUGAUGAGGUGGACAAGAAGGUGCAAAUGACUUGGGUGCAGCCUAGAGUGUUGGACCUACAGCAGAUCAAAGGUAUGAAGGAACGCUUGGACUUCUGGUGCGGAGAUGUUAAGAACAUGGCCAUGCUCGUGGAACAACAAGCCCAUGACAUCCUCACCUAA